Ziziphus jujuba (common jujube) is the source of this 1800-nucleotide messenger RNA. RefSeq lists its product as uncharacterized. Gene Ontology annotation, cellular component: plasma membrane. NCBI's taxonomy places the organism in Eukaryota, Viridiplantae, Streptophyta, Magnoliopsida, Rosales, Rhamnaceae. Gene Ontology annotation, molecular function: protein phosphatase 1 binding; protein phosphatase regulator activity. The transcript is spliced from 3 exons. The coding region runs from base 1 to 1800 and encodes 599 amino acids. The record is from RefSeq and is a predicted model, not a curated record.
AUGGGUUCAUCUGCAUCUAAUAACGUUAUUCAGACCCAUGCGGAUCAGAAUGCAGAGAUAUCCAUCAUUCCCAUGAAACCGGCACAGUACCAGGCUGCAGUCGUAGGCGACAUCGGUUAUUUUCGGGCGAUUGGAGACGGCCUAGGCCGUUUACUUACUCGGAAAAAGAACACAGUCCUCCAUAUCCAUAUCACAUCUAUGAAGGAUGCCAGUGAUGCCCGUGAUACCAGUGAAGCAAUCAAUUUUGUGACAGAGAUAGUUGCAAAAUGUUCGAAACUACUGCGGCAGUCCAAUGAAAAAGGAGAGGCUCCCCUGCACAUAGCAGCAAGAUAUGGGCAUGCUUUAAUAGUGCAGACACUCAUCGAACUUGCAAGAGAUCUUGAGAGUGGUGUGGAAGCAGCCAGGGAGUUGCUGGAGAUGCCCAAUCAAUAUAAAGACACAGCUUUGCAUGAAGCUGUCCGAUCUCAGCAUCUCAAUGUGGUGGAGAUACUGAUUAGGGAAGGCCCUGGUUGUGUAUAUUCUGCUAAUGUUGCAGGCGAAACUCCACUUUACAUGGCUGCUGAGAGAGGAUACCGGAAAAUAAUGUUGGAGAUGUUAACGAAGUGGACGUCACCGGCUUUUGAUGGUCCCAAUGGCAGAACCGUUUUGCAUGCAGUCACAAUAAGAAAGGAUGAAGAAAUGAUACAAAAAAUUCUGGAGAAAGAGAAAGAUCUUAUGGAGAGCGCAGAUGAAUUAGGUUGGAAAGCGAAAGCUCUUAUGGAGAAAGCAGAUAAAUUAGGUUGGACUCCUGUACAUUAUGCUGCAUUCAUGGGCUAUCUUCCUGCAAUAAAUCAUUUUGUAGCAUUUGGUAAAGAUGUGGAUGCAGCCUACUUGCAAAAUAAAGAAGGCAACACCGCUCUUCAUCUUGCAGUUGCUUCAGGUCAUACCAAGAUUGUGUUGGAAAUUUUAAAAUGGCGUCCGGAUUGCUGCGAAAUAGUUAACAACAAAGGCUGGAAUAUUUUGCACUGUGCCCUGCAUGCCAAUAAUUUUGAAGAGACGGUUAUUUCAAUCCUUCAAAAUCGUGCACUUAGAAACCUCAUAAAUGAAAAGGAUGAUGAUGGGAACACACCACUCCAUCACAUUGCCAUGUCACUUAACUGGGAGCAGGCCAACCAGUUCAUCGAUCAUCCUCGAAUGGAUAAGAUGGCAUUCAACAAUGAAAACCGUAAUGCCCUGGACAUUGCUUUAAGUAGUAAAGAGGUUGCACUACUGAAGAAACCUGUUACACUACGCUUGCGACAAAAAGGCCUAAUCCCAGGUCUGCGAUUAUAUAUGCCCACAAAUAAUGUUGGAGAGAAAGAAAACGAAAGGGAUGAGGAUGGAUCCUUAGUUACUUCUGAGAUUGAUAGAUUUAAGGAAACUAAUUUGAUUGUGGCUAUACUUAUUGCAACGGUAACCUUCACAGCUGGUUUUACUGUACCCGGAGGUUAUGUGAGCGAAGGACCACUAAAGGGCACACCAAUACUUGGAGAAAGUUCAGCAUUCAAGGCAUUUAUGAUAACAGACACCAUAGCCAUGCUUCUCUCUAGCUGUGCUGUCUUUCUCCACCUUUUUUUGUGCUUGAUACAAGAUAACACAAGGACCGCACCGUACCUUAUUGCAGCCUUUUUUCUCAUAGCCUUUGCUAUGGCAGCAUUGAUGGUUGCAUUUCUAACAGGCACUUAUGCUAUGUUAAAAUAUUCCAAUUCGGUUGCCGUUGUUACUACUGUUAUUGGAUCGUCUUUUUUCCUUCUGUUUUACAAAUUAUUCAGGAAAAUUUGA